AUGAGUAAAGGAUUAUCAAAAAUAUUAGAAUUAGGUUUGUUUGUAGGUAGUUUUUUUUUCAUAUGGUAUAUUACUGGUGAGAAAAUAUUUAAAAAAAAAAAGAAGAUUGUUAAAGAGAACAUUUUAUUGAUCUUAAGAAAUUUAUGUUAUGAAAUAUAUACAGUAUUAUGUGAAACGUCAAAAACUACAAAACAUGUUUAUGACAUGUUAAGAAAUGAAUCUAAUACUACCAUCGAAUUAAGUAGACUAGAAGAAGUAUUAUUAAAUAAUGGUUAUAAAAAAAAAAUUGAAGAUGUAGAAAAGAAUGUAUUAAAAAGAUUUAAUAUAAGUGUAGAAGAUUUUUAUGAUGAAUUAAAAAAUUAUGAAAAAGAUGCAGAUGUACAAAAAUAUUUAAAUUCUAUAAAAAAAAUGUAUAAUGAAGCCCUUCUAGGGUUACAACCAAAAUUACCAUCAAUUGAUGAUAAUAUUUCUCAAGAUGUUAUUAUUAAUUUAACUAGUCUUAUUUAUAAAGAAAAAAGAAAAAUAUAUAAAACCAAAAUAGAUUCUAUGAUAAAAAAUAAUGAAAUUAUUGAUGUCCAAAAUACAUUGUCUAAUACUCAAUUUUUUGAAAAUCUACAUAAAUCUACACAACAUGUAGAAGAAAAAAUUAUUAAAGAAAAUAAUAACUUAGUACCUAAUCUUUUUACCUUUAAAUAUUUAGUUAGCUAUUAUUCAAAUGAUCCUAAUUUUUUACAAAAAAAAAAAUAUCUAGAAUCAAAACAUGGAGAAAAAAUUAUUAAAAUAUUAAAAAUCAAAACAAAUAAAAAGAAGAAAAAAAGAACAUCUAAAGAAGAUCGUCAAAGUAGCCAUAGUAGUGUUAGCUUUAAAAGCACACCUAGUCAUGAUGUUUAUAGUGCUGAGAAUCUUGCUUCAAUUGAAAAAGAGGAAGAUCAGUACUCUCAACAAUCUAUGGAAAUGGAACACAUGGACAAAGAUGAUAGCCAUGUUGAUUCUAUUUCAUUUAAUGUAGAUGCAGAUCUAGAAAAAGUAGAUGAGCAAAUUGAAUACCAUAGUGAAAGUGGUGUCAUGCAACCAGAAAAGGAAUAUUAUGAAGGCGAGCAUAUUACUAUUAGAUAUGAAGAAGAGGAUAUCAGUGAAAUUUACGAAGAGGAGCAUAUAAGUGAUGGACAUGUAGAGGAACAUGUAAGUGAAGGACAUGUAGAUGAACAUGUAAGUGAUAGAUAUGAAGAAGAACAUGCAAGUGCUAGAUAUGAAGAAGAACCUGUAAGUGUUAUAUAUGAAGAGGAACCUGUAAGUGUUAUAUAUGAAGAAGAACAUAUAAGUGAAGGACAUGUAGAUGAACAUGUAAGUGUUAGAUAUGAAGAGGAACAUAUAAGUGAUAGAUAUGAAGAACCUGUAAGUGAAGGACAUGUAGAUGAACAUGUAAGUGAUAGAUAUGGAGAGGAACACGUAAGCGAUAGAUAUGAAGAAGAACACGCAAGUGUUAGAUAUGAAGAAGAACACGCAAGUGUUAGAUAUGAAGAAGAACACGCAAGUGUUAGAUAUGAAGAGGAACAUGUAAGUGAAGGACAUGUAGAGGAACAUGUAAGUGAUAGAUAUGAAGAGGAACAUUUUAGUGAAGGACAUGUAGAGGAACAUGUAAGUGAUAGAUAUGAAGAGGAACAUUUUAGUGAAGGACAUGUAGAUGAACAUUUUAGUGAAGGACAUGUAGAUGAACAUUUUAGUGAAGGACAUGUAGAUGAACAUUUUAGUGAAGGACAUGUAGAUGAACAUGUAAGUGAAGGACAUGUAGAGGAACAUGUAAGUGAUAGAUAUGAAGAACCUGUAAGUGAUGAACAUGUAGAGGGACCUAUAAGUGAAGGAUAUGUAGAUGAACAUGUAAGUGAUAGAUAUGAAGAACCAGUAAGUGAUGAACAUGUAGAGGGACCUGUAAUUGAAGGACAUGUCGAUGAACAUGUAAGUGAUAGAUAUGAAGAACCAGUAAGUGAUGAACAUGUAGAGGGACCUGUAAGUGAAGGACAUGUAGAGGGACCUGUAAGUGAAGGACAUGUAGAGGAACAGGUAAGUGAUAGAUAUGAAGAAGAACAUGUAAGUGAUGAACAUGUAGAGGGACCUAUAAGUGAAGGACAUGUAGAGGAACAUGUAAGUGAUAGAUAUGAAGAACCAAUAAGUGAUGAACAUAUGGAGGGACCUGUAAGUGAAGGACAUGUCUAUGAACAUGUAAGUGAUAGAUAUGAAGAACCUGUAAGUGAUGAACAUGUAGAGGGACCUGUAGAGGAACAGGUAAGUGAUAGAUAUGAAGAAGAACCUGUAAGUGAUAGAUAUGAAGAAGAACAUGUAAGUGAUAGAUAUGAAGAAGAUCAAGCUAGUUAUCAAUAUGAUAAAGAUCAUGUAAGUGAUAGAGAUGAAAUUAAACAAGAUGAUAAUUAUAUAAGUGACAGAGAGGAAAUUAAACAAGAUGAUAGUUUUGUAGGAGACAAAGAACAAAUUUUUGAAGAUGAUAACUAUGUAAGUGAGAGAGAGGAAAUUAAAGAAGAUAAUUAUGUAAGUGACAGAGAGGUAAUUAAAGAAGAUGAUAAUUAUGUAAGUGACAGAGAGGAAAUUAAAGAUGAUAAUUAUAUAAGUGACAGAGAACAAGUUAUUCAGGAUGAUAAUUAUAUAAGUGACAGAGAACAAGUUAUUCAGGAUGAUAAUUAUAUAAGUGACAGAGAACAAGUUAUUCAGGAUGAUAAUUAUAUAAGUGAUAGAGAACAAGUUAUUCAGGAUGAUAAUUAUAUAAGUGACAGGGAACAAGUUAUUCAGGAUGAUAAUUAUAUAAGUGACAGAGAACAAGUUAUUCAGGAUGAUAAUUAUAUAAGUGACAGGGAACAAGUUAUUCAGGAUGAUAAUUAUAUAAGUGAUAGAGAAUCAGAUAAAGAAAAUAAUAAUUAUGUUUAUGAAAAUGAUGAAAGUAUAAAAGAUGACAAAAGUAUAAACGAAAAAGACUCAAUUAUUCAUUAUGAUGAAGAAGGAAUAAUUAAAAAUAAAGAGAUUACUGAAUAUAUAAAAGAUGAAAAUAGUGAUAUACAAAUAUCAGAAAAUGAUAUAAUAGAUAAUAAUGAAAAUGAAAUGAUAGAUAAUAAUGAAAAUGAAAUGAUAAAUAAUAAUAGUAAAGUAGAAAAUAAUACAAGCAUGACAGAAUAUGAGGAUGUUAUAGAUAUGGAUUACAAAUCCCCAGAAAAUUUAUUUAUGUUUGAUCAAGAAUAUAAUAUUAAUGAAGCUCAUAAGGAAGAAAUUAAUAAUAAUGAUAAUAAUAAUGAAAAUGAUAAGAGUGAGUCUGGAAUGGUUGAACAAGAUGUUAGUAAUGAAGAAUAUAGAGAAGAUGAUGAAAAGAAUACAGAUGAAAUAAAAGAAGAUGAUAAAAACAGUAUAGAUGAAGUAAGAGAAGAUGAUGAAAACAAUAUAGAUGAAGUAAGAGAAGAUGAUGAAAACUAUACAGAUGAAAUAAAAGAAGAUGAUGAAAACAAUACAGAUGAAAUAAAAGAAGAUGAUGAACAAAAUACAGAUGAAUUAAAUGACAUGAAAGAUGAAAAUAAUGAUGAAGGAGAAGACAAUCAAGAAUUAAAUGAAAAUUUAGAAAGUUCAGAUGUACAAAAAGAUGAUGAAGCUUUGAAUGCUGAGGAUUCACCUGAAGAAGAAAAACGCACAAAUGUUAAAAGAGAAUCUAUUUCUUUUCGUGAUAAAAAGAAUGAAGGUUCAACUGAAAAAAAAAUUGAAACUAAAAAAGGUGGUUUACUUAUGGGUAUUAUGAAAAGAAAAAGAUUUAUGUCAAAAGAUCCAAAAAAGAAGUCAUAA
Plasmodium adleri (nom. inval.) is the source of this 3834-nucleotide messenger RNA. Its product is annotated as conserved Plasmodium protein, unknown function. The coding region runs from base 1 to 3834 and encodes 1277 amino acids. NCBI's taxonomy places the organism in Eukaryota, Apicomplexa, Aconoidasida, Haemosporida, Plasmodiidae. The record is from RefSeq and is a predicted model, not a curated record. The transcript has a single exon.